AGCCUACCCCCACCCCUAUCUCUCCUUCUCGCGUCGGCUCGGUUGCUUUGGCGAGCUGUGGUGUGUAGCGGGUGCGAGGCGAUUGGUUGCUUCGAGUCGGUUGGCCAAGAUAAGUUUCUUCCGUUUCAUGUUUGUGUUGUGAUUUUACCUGUUUGGAGUUCGAAAGGCCGCUGCUUUAUGCGAUUGAUAUGCUCCUUCCGUGAAUUCCGGGGGAUUUUGAGAUUUCCUGUUGAUCUAAAAAAGGAUGAAAUUUAACUAAUUAAUCUAAAAUUGGAUGAAAUUUAACGGGUUUUUUGAAGGAACUUUCGAUGGGUUUGUAUCUGAUUGUGGAUUCAUGGUAUAUAUUUGUUUACGGAUUGGUGGCCAUAUGGGCGUUGGAGAUCUGAGCGGGUGUGUUAUGUGUGCAAAAUCUGUGUAGGCGCAUGGCUCCUGUUACUGCUCGCUAACUAGGAGUGCUUAUGCAUUGAGCAGAAGUAUUAAGGAUCAGAUUCCGAGGAUUCACGCGAUCUUCAAAUUAUGAAUAGACUAGUACAGUAACCACUAACCAAGGCUUGCAGUAUCUGGGGUAGAUCGUCGAUGCACCCAUUGCCUCCUCUUACAUCCUGAUAAUCUUAUAUUAGGCCUAACGAAUGUGAAUUGUGCCCAAAAGUUUGGUUCAUUUCAGGAUCACGAAGUUAGUACAGGUGCCAUGCAGCACAUAAUGAGGGUAAUAGUAAGAUAAAUUCACCAUUGUUGUUUAAAGCACUGUUUGAACUUGAAUACUCCAAGAAUGCCAUGUUGCAUCUGGUCUUGGUAUAUGUGGAAUCCAUAUUUUUUGUAAUGUCUACCUUUUAUGAUUCUGUUCUGGGCACUAGCACCCACAUAUGUGCAUUAUGCUAUUGCUACAAAAUUGUUUCAUUUUGUAGUACUCCCGCGGUUUAUUUUGCAGACAUAUUCAUUCGGGUUGCUUGCCCUAGGAGCUAUAGAGUUAUAACUGCUGGAUAUUUAUUUCAAUUCCACCACUAGUUUGGCAGAAGAUCUAAGACAGUGCAAAAUACAUGUUUGUUUCCAUUUGCUAGAUAUAGGAUCCCAUAUGUUGAAUGAAUUGAAAGCAUGAAAAACUACUGUGCUUGCUUUUCUUAUCCAUUGUUGCUCCAUGCAUCCAAUUGACUGCCUAUGAACAAACGAAAAGCCCUCAGCUGGAUAUGCAUGACUUCCUGCAAUACGCAUCAGGCUGUGAUAUGUUUUACUGCUUCAUUAUGAUGCAAUGUGAGAACCAAGCGAUAGCUCAGUUGGUAGAGCCUCCAAUUGGGAGGCCGCCCACCCAAGCUUGAACCCGGGUGCUCACAAUAAGUGGGUACCUCCCCAAGAACUGGUUUCAGCGAUUUUCCUAGUCAGCUAGGGUUCAGUACUCCCCUCCUUUAAGACAAAGUCAGGGGGAUGUCUUCUCCCCUUGGUUGAGUUAUUUUUAUUAUUAUUAUGAUAAAACACAAUAGUAUGUGAACUGUCCCAUUAUUUUUGUUGCCAUUGCGCUUUCGGUUAUAUUUUUUUCCCUUCUUGUUAUGCCAUGACAGCAUGUUACAUGCCAUGUUUUUUAGCUCGACCUUUUCAGGAACUUUGCUCUUUUGCAGGGAAAGAAUUUUAUGACAACUUGUCCUCAAGCUACAAGAGCACUAACUAUGCUGCGAGAGAAUAGGCGUGGAUUUGAUGUUAUAAUAAGUGAUGUGCACAUGCCGGAUAUGGAUGGAUUCAGGCUACUUGAACUUGUAGGCCUUGAGAUGGAUCUUCCGGUUAUUAUGAUGUCUGCUGAUUCAAGGACAGAUAUUGUAAUGAAAGGAAUAAAGCAUGGGGCAUGUGACUAUUUAAUAAAACCUGUCAGAAUGGAGGAAUUGAAAAACAUCUGGCAACAUGUUGUAAGGAAAAAAUUUCAUGAAAACAAGGACCACGAACAUUCAGGUAGCCUAGAUGAUAUGGAUCGUAACAGACCAAACAAUAAUGAUAACGAAUACGCUUCGUCUGCAAAUGAUGGAGGUGAUGGCAGCUGGAGAUCUCAGAAAAAAAAACGAGAUAAAGAAGAUGAUGAAACUGAUCUGGAAAAUGGUGACCCUUCGUCUACAUCAAAAAAACCCAGAGUUGUUUGGUCAGUUGAGCUCCAUCAACAAUUUGUGAAUGCAGUCAAUCACCUUGGGAUAGACAAAGCUGUUCCCAAGAAAAUUUUGGAGUUGAUGAAUGUUCCUGGCUUAACUAGGGAAAAUGUUGCCAGCCAUUUGCAGAAAUUCAGACUGUAUCUAAAGAGAAUAGCUCAGCAUCAUGCAGGAAUAGCUCAUCCAUUUGUUGCGUCUGCUGCUAGUGGUAAAGUUGCCUCGUUAGGGGGACUUGAGUUCCAAGCUUUGGCCGCUUCAGGUCAGAUCCCUCCUCAGGCACUGGCUGCUUGGCAAGAUGAGCUCCUAGGUCGACCUACAAGCAGUCUGGUGUUGCCUGGAAGGGACCAGUCAUCUUUACGACUUGCUGUGAUAAAAGGAAAUAAGCCCCAUGGAGAGAGAGAAAUAGCAUUUGGUCAACCUAUAUACAAGAGUCAGAAUAAUGCAUUUGGUGCAUUCCCUCAAAGCAGCCCAACAGUUGGAGGAUUACCAUCUUUUGCAGCAUGGCCUAAUAACAAACUUGGUAUGGCAGAUUCAGCUGGUGCCUUGGGAAAUGUGAAUAACUCUCAGAAUAGCAAUAUGCUAUUGCAUGAAUUGCAACAACAGCCAGACACCUUGCUGUCAGGAACCCUUCACGGUAUAGAUGUCAAACCUUCUGGCAUAGUUAUGCCCUCUCAGUCAUUAAAUAUGUUCCCAGCUAGUGAGGGCAUCUCUCCAAAUCAAAAUCCCUUGGUUAUAUCUUCUCAGUCAUCAAGUUUUCUGGCAUCCAUUCCUCCAACCAUGAAGCAUGAACCUCUUCUCACAACAUCUCAACCAUCAAACAGUCUGUUAGGUGGGAUUGAUCUGGUUAAUCAAGCUUCAACAAGUCAGCCUUUGAUCAGUACCCAUGGAGGAAAUCUUCCUGGUCUCAUGAAUCGUAGCACAAAUGCGAUGCCUUCACAAGGAAUUAGUAAUUUUCAGAGUGGGAACAGUCCAUAUUUGGUUAAUCAAAAUGCUGUGGGAGUUAGCUCUAGACCACCAGGUGUUCUUAAGAAUGAGAGCACUGACUCACUGAGCCAUAGUUAUGACUACGUUGGUGGUAGCACCAGUAUGGAGUCCGGCUUACUCUCGUCUCAGUCAAAAAACUCCCAGUUUGCUUUACUGCAGAGUCCAGAUGAUGUCAGUGGUAGCUGGUCGCGUAUGCAAAAUACUGAUAGUUAUGGAAGUACUCUUGGGCAAAGUCAUCCUGGUUCCACUUCAUCUAACUUUCAGAGUUCCAAUGUGGCCCUUGGGAAAUUGCCUGAUCAAGGACGAGGGAGGAAUCAUGGGUUUGUUGGGAAAGGUACUUGCAUUCCAAGCCGCUUUGCAGUGGAUGAGAUUGAAUCUCCAACUAACAACUUGAGCCACAGCAUUGGAAGCAGUGGAGACAUAAUGAACCCCGACAUUUUCGGAUUUAGUGGACAGAUGUGAAAGCUUCUUGGAUUUGUAAGUAGGGUUGAUCAGUGAGCACUGGAAACAAAUUUAGUGGUUUGAUGAAUGGAUGCUCGUAUUUUCAGUUCAUCCUUUUCCUCUGUAAUUGAUUUAUAAAGGGAAUAAUUUAUGUGACAGCAUGUGGAAUCUUGCUUUAUAGAAGUUUGUUCAGUUUAAAUAACUUUAAAUUAUUUAGUCCCUCUUUUCAUAGCUCCUUUUUUUUAGAUGUUUUCAUAGCUCCACCUUGUUCAAAUUUUUGUGUAAUUACGGAUUGUAGCAUAUUUGUCUGUAUACUCUGAAACCUCCGGGACUGAAAUUGUUAUUCUAGGUUCGCCUCAA
Messenger RNA from Phragmites australis (common reed), 3908 nucleotides. Its product is annotated as two-component response regulator ORR21-like. Gene Ontology annotation, molecular function: DNA-binding transcription factor activity; DNA binding. The record is from RefSeq and is a predicted model, not a curated record. NCBI's taxonomy places the organism in Eukaryota, Viridiplantae, Streptophyta, Magnoliopsida, Poales, Poaceae. The transcript is spliced from 6 exons. Gene Ontology annotation, biological process: phosphorelay signal transduction system; cytokinin-activated signaling pathway. Bases 1623 to 3569 code for a protein of 648 amino acids.